UUCCCCAAGGUGUGUAAGGGCACCGAGGAAAAGCGAGGGGUCUUGACGCCAGGAAGGCGCCAUCUUGGUUAAGGGAAGGAGUAGGGUCCCUACGGACUUGGCAGAGGAAAGACAGUAAAGCGCCGGCAUCUCCACUUUCCCCGGAAGCCUCUCUUUACCAGGCAGAAAGGGUUUCCCAUGGGGCCGCCCCUGGCGCCGCGACCGGCCCAUGUAACCGGGGAGACCCGGCCUCGGCGCACGCGGGAAAGCAGGUCGGGAGCCGUGAGCUUCGCGGACGUGGCCGUGUACUUCUCCCUCGAGGAGUGGGGCUGCCUGUGGCCCGCGCAGAGGGCCCUGUACCGGGACAUGAUGCGGGAGACCUGCGGCCACCUGGGCGUGCUGGGAUUUUCAGGCCCCAAAUCCGCUUUUAUCUCUUGGGUGGAAGAAGAAGUGGAAGCGUGGAGCCUGGAGGUCCAGGAUCCCGAGAGUGAGAGCUCUGGAACUGUCAGCAGAGGCCAGGGACAGAAAGCAGGAUCCAGGGAUGGGAAUGAGGAUAAGGAAAGGGUGAAGAACUGUCCAAAACAAAAAGAGGUGGCGCAUGAAGUGGCUCUCAAGGAGUGGUUGCCCAGCGCCACCUGCCCAGAGCUCUGCAGCAGCCCCAGGCAGAGCCCCAUGAAGCCCUGGCUUAAGGACACUGUGACCUGAAGACCGCCCUACUCUUGCCUAGAUUGUGGCCGCAACUUUAGCUACCCUUCCCUCCUAGCCAGCCACCAGCGGGUCCACUCCGGGGAGCGGCCCUUCCCCUGCACCCAGUGCCCGGCGCGUUUCUCCCAGCGCAAGUAUCUGCGCCAGCAUCAGUACAUCCACACCGGCGAGAAGCCCUACCCCUGCCCGGACUGCGGGCGCCACUUCCGCCAGAGAGGUUCCCUCGCUAUCCACAGGCGGGCUCACACUGGGGAGAAGCCCUACGCGUGCCCGGACUGCAAGAGUCGCUUCACUUACCCCUACCUGCUGGCCAUCCACCAGCGCAAGCACACCGGCGAGAAGCCCUAUAGCUGCCCCGACUGCAGCCUCCGUUUCGCCUACACCUCGCUGCUGGCCAUCCACAGGCGCGCACACACGGGCGAGAAGCCCUACCCCUGUCCAGACUGCGGCCGCCGCUUCACCUACUCUUCCCUCCUCCUCAGUCACCGGCGCAUUCACUCCGACAGCCGGCCUUUCCCCUGCGCGGCAUGUGGGAAAGCCUUCAAGCGCAAGUCUGCCCUGGAAGCCCACCAGUGGAUCCACCACUCCUGCAGUGAGAGGCGCGGGUGGCAGCAGGCAGCGGUGGGGCUUUCAGAGCCCGUCCACGUUUUGGGAGGCCAGGAUCCUCCAGUUCACUUCCGGCACUUUCCAGAUAUAUUUCAAGAGUGUGGGUGAUGGCGUUCUCACAAACUGGUCAGCGUUUUCUCUGGAGAGGAAGAGGCCAGGUUUGUGCAUUGACGGAUAAGGAAAGGAAGUGGGCGUUUAAGGAAAACAGAGUUCUGCCUUAGGGAAAAAGCAGAGGUGAGGGCACAGAGGACUGUGAGGAGGAGGAGGCAGGAAUCUGAAAAGGUGCCUGGGGGCUGACCCAUUUCCUGAACCUCCUGCACACAGGCCCCUUGUUCCCCAUCCCACUUGGGAUUCCUUCACUGAAAACCAUUCACUUAACUGGCUUUUUCUUCUGGAUUGUUCUCUCUCUUGGAGCGGUCUACUUUUUGGCCUGUAUUUCUCCUACUCCUCUGAGAUGGAGUCCCCUACAUUCCAGUGUCUAUUAAAGGACCCACUCUGGAUCCUCUAGAAUAGAGGGGAUACCUCGGGCCUGUCCCUCCUGAGGGGAAGCUCAUCCCACGAUUCUGUCUUUUACCAAUGCAGGUGAAACAUCUGGCAAGUAGACACCUGGAGUGCAGGUGUUGCUUGGUUGAAGACCUACAGGUGGCCAUAGAGAGGACAGCAGCCUCAGGUGGGGAACUCUCCGCACCACUCUCAUUCUGCACAUAGUGCACAAACCAUCAAACCUAAUGAACUCUGGAAUUGGGCCAGUCCUUCACUGUAUGGAUUAGUGAUUGCAGCGUUUUUUUCUUCCUCAGAUAUUUGCAUGUUCACUGGAUUUUGUGUUUUUUGAUAAAGAUGUAUUCUUUGGCCCCGGUAGCUGUAAAUAUAAUGCUGGAGGAU
Molecule: messenger RNA, 2172 nt
Organism: Sapajus apella (tufted capuchin)
Lineage: Eukaryota; Metazoa; Chordata; Mammalia; Primates; Cebidae
Gene: ZNF785
Product: zinc finger protein 785
Exons: 3
Biological process (GO): regulation of transcription by RNA polymerase II
Molecular function (GO): DNA-binding transcription factor activity; RNA polymerase II cis-regulatory region sequence-specific DNA binding
Source: RefSeq, a predicted model, not a curated record